This is a messenger RNA of Lampris incognitus (smalleye Pacific opah), 3172 nucleotides long. Its product is annotated as protein EFR3 homolog B. Gene Ontology annotation, cellular component: plasma membrane. Gene Ontology annotation, biological process: protein localization to plasma membrane. The transcript is spliced from 24 exons. The record is from RefSeq and is a predicted model, not a curated record. Lineage: Eukaryota; Metazoa; Chordata; Actinopteri; Lampriformes; Lampridae. The coding region runs from base 49 to 2580 and encodes 843 amino acids.
GUGUGUCUGAGUGUGUGAGCAAGCUCUUUUUGUGUUUGCUUGCCUGUCAUGCCCCUGCCUGCGCCUGAUGUCCCGGCCUCUCGGAGGCUGGCACUGGACUGUCGCACUCUUCUGGACCAUCGCGUUGGCAAGGGGGUGUGUGGUUGUUGUGGGGCGCUGAGGCCUCGGUACAAGAGGCUAGUAGACAACAUCUUUCCAGAAGACCCAGAGGAUGGGCUGGUGAAGGCUAACAUGGAGAAGCUGACAUUCUACGCCCUGUCAGCUCCAGAGAAACUGGACCGUAUCGGAGCUUACCUGUCUGAGAGGCUGUCAAGGGAUGUGGCUCGUCAUAGAUAUGGGUAUGUGUGCAUAGCCAUGGAGGCCCUGGACCAGCUGCUGAUGGCCUGCCACUGCCAGAGCAUCAACCUGUUUGUGGAGAGUUUCCUUAAAAUGGUGCGCAAGCUGCUAGAAUCAGAUAAGCCGAACCUGCAGAUCCUUGGAACCAAUUCGUUUGUGAAGUUUGCCAACAUAGAAGAGGACACACCGUCGUACCACCGUAGCUACGACUUCUUCGUGUCACGCUUCAGUGAGAUGUGCCACUCGAGCUACGAGGACCCAGACAUCCGCACGAAGAUCCGCAUGGCAGGCAUCAAGGGCUUGCAGGGUGUGGUGAGAAAGACGGUGAACGACGAGCUCCAGGCUAAUAUUUGGGACCCCCAGCACAUGGACAAGAUCGUCCCCUCGCUGCUCUUUAACCUACAGAGUGGAGAAGGAACUGAGAGCCGCUCUCCCUCUCCUCUGCAGGCGUCGGAGAAGGAGAAGGAGAGCCCGGUGGAGCUGACGGAGCGCUGCUUCAGGGAGCUACUGGGCCGUGCCGCCUAUGGGAACAUCAAGAAUGCCGUCACGCCCGUGCUCAUGCACUUAGAUAACCACUCUCUAUGGGAGGGGAAGACCUUUGCGGUGCGCUGCUUCAAAAUCAUCAUGUACUCCAUCCAGUCCCAGCACUCUCAUUUGGUGAUUCAGCAGCUGCUGAGCCACCUGGACGCCAACAGCAAGAACUCGGCCACAGUGCGGGCCGGGAUUGUGGAAGUCCUGCUGGAGGCAGCUGCCAUCGCAGCCAGCGGCUCUGUAGGCCCAACAGUGCUGGAAGUCUUUAAUACCCUGCUGCGGCAGCUGCGGCUGAGCGUCGACUAUGAGCUCACAGGCUCUUACGACCUGGGCAGCAACAUCGGCACCAAAAUCAUCAAAACCCACGAGGAGAGACAGCUGCAGGAAGCUGUCAUCAAGACCAUCGGUUCAUUUGCCAACACUCUGCCAACGUACCAGCGGUCAGAGGUCAUGCUCUUCAUCAUGGGUAAAAUCCCUGUACCUGGGGUCCACCCAGCUCUGGUUUCCACAGGCUCUGGGCCUGAGGGCAUCAGGAUGAUCCAAGUUAUGCUCCUUAAGUCGCUGGUCCAGGUGACCACGGGCUUCCAGACCACCAACAUGCUAACAGCUCUGCCCAGCUCCUUUUUGGAGCCUCUGCUGUCCUUCUCCCUGACUGAGGACCCUGAGGUUCGGCUGCUGGUGCUCACCAUCCUCCUCAGCCUCAUAGACCGACAUGACAACUUGCCCAAGUUCUCCACUAUAAGUAUUAUCUCCGAUAUCUCUGUACUCAAGCUCAAAGUGGACAAAUGCUCCAGACAGGACAACCUAUUCAUGAAGAAGCACGGUCAGCAACUGUACCGACACAUCUACCUGGGUUGUAAGGAGCAGAGCAGCGGGCAGCAGCACUACGAGACCCUAUUCACCCUGCUGGCCCUCCUCAGCAUGGAGCUGGCCAAUGAGGAAGUGGUGGUGGACCUCAUCCGUCUGGCACUCGCUCUGCAGGACCUAGCUCUGUCCACUGAGGAGUCUCUGCUUGUGUACAAUCGCUGUGCCAUCCACGCGCUUGCUGCAGCCUACCUCAACCUCAUCUGCCAGCUCACCACUGUCCCAGCCUUCUGCCAGCACAUACACGAGGUAAUCGAGACGAGACAGAAAGAGACACCCUACCUCUUGCCUGAGGACGUCUUUGUAGAAAACCCCAAGCUGCCGUCCUCUCUGGAGAAAGCAGAGGGGGAUGUGUUGUUUCUGCAGUCGAAGAUCACGGAGGUCCUUGGAGGUAGUGGAUACAACACAGAGAGACUGGCCACACCCUACGUGCCCCAGUACACUGAUGAGGAUCGUUUGUCCAAGAGAAAGAGCAUCGGAGAGACCAUCUCACUCCAGGUGGAGGUGGAGUCACGGAACAGUCCGGAGAAAGAGGAGAGAACACCAGCAGAGGAGAUUACAUUUGAAACCCUGAAAAAUGCCAUUGUAGACAGUGUGGGUAUGGAGGAACAGGAGAGGGAGCGUAGGAGGCAGGUGGUGGAAAAGUUCCAGAAGGCCCCCUUUGAAGAGAUAGCUGCCCAUUGUGGCGCCAGGGCUACAUUACUGCAGAGCAAGCUGAAUCAGAUCUUUGAGAUUACUAUCAGACCCCCGCCCAGCCCGUCUGGCACCAUCUCAUCGGGUUAUGGCCAAACCCAGAGUCGAUCUGUGCCUGUCUACGAGAUGAAGUUUCCUGAUCUUUGCGUGUACUAGUCCAGGCUAGAAUCCCGUUAUUUUCGGCUGAAGCUACGCCAAGAAACAUUGAGGAUAAUAAUGAACACAUGACGGAUUAAAGGUUGUAAAGCCCACACCCUCCACCUGGACUGAUGUUGUGCAUGCCCCACAAGUCACUGACUUUUCCCGACAUUUGUUUGUCACAUAGUGCAAUUCAUAAUACCCCGUUGCAUAAAAUAGUGUAAACAUCAAACUUGGAAAUAUUAUAUGUGGUAUUCCUUUUAUUGUCAUGAGUAUGUAAAGUGGGCUGUAAAGUAAUGUACAGUAUAUUUGAAUUUACAUUGACUUACACUUUAAAAUACUCUGCUGUUACUUCCACCCAAAUCUUAUAGCUUGUAUCAAACCUUGGUUUUUAAUGCUCAAUGCUUUAAUGUUGGGUUUUGUCCAGGAGUUUUCUUUAGUGUUAUCCGUAAGUGCUUUUGGUUAUUGUGGGGCAUUUCACCUACUAGGUAUUUAUAUUAUUGUUAUUAUCCAUUGUUAUUAUUAUCCAACCAUCCAUUAUCCAAGCCGCUUAUCCCAAUCGGGGUCGCAGGAUGCUGGAGCCUAUCCCAGCAGUCAUUGGGCGGCAGGC